UCGAAAUGGCGCGAUAUUACGAAGUGUCCGUCAGUGAUUUAUGAUGUUCAAGUGUUUGCCAAUCAUAGGACCUUGUGGUCGACAUAUAGAUCAUAUUGAUCGACGUCAUUCAAAACUUGAACAAGUUCCAGAUGAUGUAAUAAGAAAUUUUCGUACUUUAGAAGAGUGUCGUUUAGAUGCCAAUCAAAUCAAGGAAUUACCAAAGAACUUUUUCCGCUUGAAGCGCAUUCGUCUCCUCACACUGAGUGAUAAUGAGUUAACACGCUUGCCAACUGGAAUUGGCAGCUUCUCUAAUCUUGUGGAGUUGGACAUUAGUAGAAAUGAUAUAUCUGAGCUUCCUGCGAGUAUUCGGUUCUGUGAUUCUUUACAGAGUUUGGAUGUAAGCAAUAAUCCUUUGCAAAGCUUACCUGCUGGGUUCUGCCAGUUGCGCAAUCUUCGAGUUUUAUGUCUUAAUGAUAUUUCGAUUGCUGAGCUUCCAGAAGAAAUAGGCAGUUUACAGUUACUAGAAAAAUUAGAACUUCGUGAUAAUUGUCUCAAGUCAGUACCAGAUUCUUUCGCUGAUCUUAUUCAUUUGGAGUUUCUUGAUCUUGGUGCCAAUGAGUUUCAAGAGUUGUCUCCCGUAAUUGGUCAGCUCUCUCGAUUGAGCGAAUUAUGGAUAGAUGAUAAUGAAUUGAGAUCAUUACCUGAAGAGUUGGGAAAUCUUGGGAAUUUGCAACAGUUGGAUUUAUCAGAAAACCUUAUUUCUACUCUGCCUGAAAGCAUCUCGGGAUUAGUUUCACUGUCGGACUUAAAUUUAUCACAAAAUAGCAUAACACAUUUACCAAGUGGCUUAGGUGAUUUAGACAAGUUGAUCAUUUUAAAGCUCAAUCAAAAUCGACUGCUAACAGUAACACCAACUAUAGGAAACUGUUCCAGUUUACAAGAAUUAUAUUUAACUGAAAAUUUUCUUUCUAAACUCCCGUCUUCUAUUGGCAAUUUAGUCUCCAUGUUUCAUCUGAAUGUUGAUCAAAAUCAAUUGACUGAGUUACCCUCUGAGAUUGGUCAAUGUGCAUCACUUAAUAUUUUGUCUCUUCGAGAAAAUAAUUUGCAUAGAUUACCUAAUGAAAUUGGUAAUUGUACACGUUUACGAGUUUUGGAUGUUUCUGGGAAUAGACUUGAUCGUUUACCGUUUAGUUUAUCAAGAUGCUCAUUGACAGCUUUAUGGCUUUCACAGAAUCAAUCUCAACCAGUUAUUACAUUACAAAGAGAUGUGGAUCCUGUUACUCAAGAACAGUAUCUCACAUGUUAUUUACUACCACAGGAUCAACUAGACUCACGUGUUGAAACUGAUCCAACUAUGUCACCAUCUGAAUUAGAUAGCUUUUCUGCUUCAUUAAACGCCAACACUAAAACAAACCAUGAUUUACUUGACAAUAUCAGUGCUGAAAUUAAUCAUACCUAUGAGCCUGCAGAUAUGCAUAUAUCAAUUCCUCAAUCAGAUCUUUCAAAAAAUCGAAGUAUUUCACCAUCGAAACAUGAAUCGACUAAACCAUCGACUUCACCAUCAUCAACACUGAAUGAUAAUUCAGCAAUAACAAAUGAUCCUAAUUCAUUAAACAAUCAUCAUUCAAUUAAUUCUACAACUGAUCCUACAAAAAAUUUACCAUAUUCAAAUUCAUCUAUUAAUUCACCGUCAAAUGUAAAUGGUAAUUUAGAUUCAUCCUAUACAUCACCAAAUCAUAUAAAUGAUCUUUCUACCUCAUCUGCACAUUCAUCUCUAUCUAUGCAAACAUCUGCAUCAACUCGUGUUCAUUUCUCUGGUUCAGUUAAACCUGAUGAGAUGGAUAAAUCAGGUUCCAAAGGUUUUCCAAAAACACGUCAUCCCCGUUCCGGUAAAAAAGCUACGGAUAAUCAUCUUAUUAGUGGUAAAGAUGAUUCCAGUCAAUGCAGAAGUGCUAAUUUAUCUUCAAAUACAUUUUCUGAUGGCACCAGUUCUGCUAGUUCAUCAGAAUCUCUAAAUGAUGGAACUGCUCCAAUCUCACUGUCGGAAUCAUUAAAUUAUGAUUGGAAGUCUCCAAAACCUAUUGAUUCUAAUUUUAACUCUUCCAUUUAUCCAAAUCAUCUAAUGAAAUCGAAUGAUGGGAGUUCUGUGGUAACUGACGAUAAUCUUAUCUCCACCGUACCGACUGCCAAACCACGCAAUAAAUCUCAACAUGUUACAGAAAUGUUUGAUAAUAAACCUCCUCAAUCUUCUAAUUUUUUCAACGAACACCCAGCGUCAAAAUCUCCUACAGAAAUAAGUAAACCUAAAAUUCCUAGCGAUACCGUAAUUAGGAUGGCCUCUGUAGAAGAUACUUCAGAUGCUCAUUCCACUCGUGGAUCUCCGGUAAAAAAAUUUCCCGAUACUUUGGAAGUACAAGGGAAUCUUGAUGAAGAUGCCUAUAGUAGUGGAGGUGAAGAGAUUUACGUUAUUUCUAGACGAGUUGGAUUCACAGAUGAUGUGGAAGAUAAUGAAGAGAAAUCAAAUCAAAAACUUAUUCGACGUGAUACACCACAUUAUACAAAACGCGCUCGAAUUCAGUCAAAAACAGCUGAUGGGAUGGAUAGUGAAGAAGCAGUAUUGAAAAUAUUAGAAAAGUAUCGAGCAUCCGUUUCACCGAAUCCUGAUUCAAAUUCAAUUGAUUUUGACGGAGCUGUAAAACGAUUUGCCUCCCCAUUUGGUGGAUUAAGUCCUCCUGAUAUCCCAUUACAAAGUCGUGACUUGCAUUCUCCAUCAUCGUUACAUAGACAACCUGUUGUCGGCUGUCAGCAAGAACAAGUUGAAGUUCACAUCCAUCGACAACCUAAUGCUGGUUUAGGUCUUAGCGUGGCUGGUGGAGUUGGGUCAAUACCAUUUCGUGGUUUAGAUCAUGGUAUAUUUGUUAGUCGAUUAAAUCCUACUGGAUUAGCUGCCACUUCGGGACUUAAACUUGGCGAUAAACUAUUAGAGGUUAAUGGUGUUAGUCUUAUCAAUGUCGAACAUAAUGUAGCUGUGUCUGCUUUACGUGCCAAUACAAAUUACUUCCGUAUUCUAGUUGGUCGUGAUAUUCAAAUGUCUACGAAAGCAGACAAUUAUAAAAUUAUUCCCUCUAUGGUAUCAGGAACAAAAUUAAACCUGUCGACUCAAUCACCACAGGUUACGGGAACUAUUAACACCAAAGAAAUACCUGAAUUUAUUCACUGUACAUUACACCGAGAUUUAAAUGGUCUAGGAUUUAGUAUUGCCGGUGGUCAAGGCUCACUUCCUCCACCAUUAGAUAAUGAAAUGCUGGUACUAUGUCAAGCCCACAUAGGUUAUUUUAGCCCCUGGACAGGCCAAUUUAUUAAUGCUUCUCGAGUCAUAUUUUGACCUUGUUAAUCAUUCGUUUAUCAACCUGGAUUGUAUUUGCGUAAACGUGUGUGUGUUCAUGUCUUAUCCUGCUCAUCACGUAUCUAACUUACUUUUGUCUGACUAUAAAUAUUGAGUUGGCUCACAUGCCCUCUCCGAUCGUCCGCCUAGAUCAACAACUGUAGGAAGUGUACGUAUUUGAUUUAUUUAAUCCCGUUAUUCACUAAUGUGGUUUAAAUCGAUAGUUUUAUACGAGGACUGGUGAUCAAACUGGAGUCAGAUAUUCCAGGGCCCCUAAAAUACCAUAUAUUGUCCAUUGAUUACUUUCAAAUGAAGUUCUUGUUUGAUACCUUACUUUAACUAUUCUAUGUUGUAAUCGGUUUUUUCGUGUCAUUUUUAUUCACUAAGUGUUUGUUAUGUAUUAUGUGUUCAUGUUAUUGAUGAAGUGUUAUACUUAUUGCUUGUAAUUAUUUAAUUACGAUGAAUUAUAUAUGUAUUUCUCUGUUGCAAAGAAUGAAAUUGAAAUGACCCUUCUGUCGUAAAAAUGUCUUUUUCCUCUUUUUUUAAAAUUUAAUUUCAUCAAAAAUAUGUUUAAUUGUCGAAAUAAUUUCAUUCUUUAUUUUAUUUCAAUUUAAAUAUAGUUGAUCCUUCAUUAAAAUUGAAUGU
Molecule: messenger RNA, 4012 nt
Organism: Schistosoma intercalatum
Lineage: Eukaryota; Metazoa; Platyhelminthes; Trematoda; Strigeidida; Schistosomatidae
Source: the annotation of a GenBank genome assembly